Molecule: messenger RNA, 1318 nt
Organism: Branchiostoma belcheri (Belcher's lancelet)
Lineage: Eukaryota; Metazoa; Chordata; Leptocardii; Amphioxiformes; Branchiostomatidae
Product: ER membrane protein complex subunit 8-like
Exons: 6
Coding region: 18-620 (200 amino acids)
Cellular component (GO): EMC complex
Source: RefSeq, a predicted model, not a curated record
CAGAGGUUAUUUCCAAAAUGGCGGAAAUCGAAAUAAGCGUGCGGUCGUACGUGAAGCUCGUUCUUCACGCGGCCAAAUACCCGCACUGCGCCGUCAACGGCGUGCUCCUGGCUGACAGGAAGAGAUACAAGGACGACAAGAUCGUGUGUGUAGUGGAAUGUGUGCCGCUGUUUCACCUAGCGCUGGGGUUGGCGCCCAUGUUGGAGGUCGCUUUGUCACAGAUUGAUGCCUACUGUGAGCAGAACAAGUUGAUCAUCGCAGGGUACUACCACGCGAAUGAGCACGUCAAGGACUCCAGCCCAAAUGCCAUUACACACAAAGUCAUGGAGAGAAUAUGUGACAACUUCAAUGAUGCAUCAUUAUACAUGGUUGACAACACUAAAAUGACUCCUGACAUGGAAGAUGCUGUGUUCAGAGUGUACGCUUUACAAGAAGGCAAAUUCAAGGAGAGAAAUCCAGACAGCAUCACGUUAGACGAGCAGUGUCUAUCGGCUGCAUCUGGACUCCUGAACCAGAAAGUUUUUAGGAACAUGGUGGACUUUGACAACCACCUGGAUGACAUCACACAAGACUGGCUCAACAACCACCUGAAUGAAGUUAUAGAAAUCCACAGUUGGUAGCUGUACUACAAGGAAAGAAGCUUGAGGAGAGGACACGAGAAAUUUGUUCUCUACUGUGUACAGAGUAACACAUACUGUUCAGUAACAUGCUGUUGGUAGGAUACUGACAGAACUACACUCAAGUUACAGUAGACUGGAAAAUGGAUGGUCAUGGACAAACAAAACACUUUUAUACAGACCUUCUGCCCUUUGAAUACUUCUCAAGGGAAAAUGUGUUUAAAGUAACUAUGAAGAGACCAUAAGCCAAUGAAUAUGGAAAGGACAUAAUUAUUAAUCUGUUCUAGCAUUGUCUUUAUUAGCUUGCGACAGGCUAUAGUUGUAGAAAAGGAACAUGUCUUAAAGAGAAAUUUUCUACCUGUAUAUGAUCCAAUUGCAUGUGUAAACUGAUUAAAUGCAAAAUGUAUAUGGCAUGUCUGAAAAAUUGCAAUAAUCAAUUACUGGGUAUUUGGUUAAAUUAAUACUUUGUAAACAUUAAAAGGACAUUGUGAUUUGAUGGUAUGACAUAGCAAUGUUGAAUGUCCAGGACCUAUAUACGUGUUAUAUUUAUUACAAGUGAUAGGUUUGUCUUGGUACAUAUCCCUCCUUACUGUUAAUCCCCUUUAGUCUAUCCAGUAGAAAUUUAUGCUGUCUAUGUAACACCUUGUUUAAAGGCCAAUCCCAAAAUUGUUCAUGUGAAUUCAAUAUGGUACUACAACAAA